This is a messenger RNA of Seminavis robusta, 1963 nucleotides long. Lineage: Eukaryota; Bacillariophyta; Bacillariophyceae; Naviculales; Naviculaceae. The record is from the annotation of a GenBank genome assembly.
UGUGAGAUUGUGAGGGAUCAUAAGAUCCUCAACAACCUGGAAGGUCAGCCUGCUUCCAAUCCUGCAAUGAAAGAAUGAUCCUCAACUGUUUCAAAAUGAAAUAUCAAGAGGCAACAGUUGGGGAGUAAGUAGAUAGUUUAAUGGGUAAUAGCUCACAAUGUAGCACUCAAACCCUCACGCUUCCUCUGCUCAUGCAACGCUACAUGCUUCGAGCAACUCACCAACUCACUAUAGUAUUUGACGUACUAUAGCAAGUAGAAGAGCACCUCGUGAGCCAACUGGUGCACAUCCUAGCACCAGAUACAAUCCUCACAAUCUUUCGAUUAGAGGAACCAACACUCCUUUACGUCGAUAAAGGAAACCAGUUGACAAGAUUUCAAGCUCAGGAUCAGAAGAUCAAGGCCAGUUCCCAGACAGAGAGCAGAGAGCAUCCAGAAGAGCUGAACAGAUACAGGAAGCAGCCAGACAGCUUCAAAGGACAAGAGAGCGGAUUCAGAGAAGAGGGACAGACAACAAGAGCCUCAGCAAGAACCGAUCAUGGACCCAGCAGCCAUUCAAGCAGCCGUACAAGCCGCGGUGGCAGCAGUGCUCCAGGACCAAGCAGUUCUGGAUGCAAUCCGCCCACAGCAACAACCUGCAGUCGCAGUUCCAUUUGCAGUGAAUCCAGCAGGAACUGGAAACAAUGCUUGGGAUUUCAGCUCAUCAACCGGACUCAAGAUGUACAUCGCAUCCACCACUCCCUUCCGUCAUGCGUACGAUGGAAAAGAAUCAACGCUUCGUGACUUCCUCCGUAAGAUCGCACAAAGAGCCGAAUCGUUCGGAUGGACUCCCAUCCUAAUGGUCACGGAUGCUGACGUCACGGCUCGCAACAUCACCAUUCAGCAUGCCUGCCUCACCACGGAUCUCGUCCAAGCACACGCGAUCACAUACUUACGUGUUGAAGGGCGAAACCACCAAGCCUCUGCGUGUCUGCACAAGCUCAUCAUGGGAUCAAUUACCUCCAAGCUUGCCGACAGGUUGACAACCCGCAGCGACAAAUUCACGGUCAACGCAGCCGCGGCAGUGGCACCUGGAGUGGCACCUCCACCUCCCGUGAUGAAGGAGGACGGAGUGUGCAUGCUUCACGAAUUGAUCAAGCUUGUAUCAGUGGAAACAAGGGCGAGCAUUGCCAUCAUCAGCAGGAAGCUGAACAACCUUGCCCAAGUCAUGGAAGAAGUGGAAUCCAACGUCGAGGACUUCAAUUCCACGGUAGAAGGGCUCCUCGACCAACUCCACUCCAAGAGCGUGGAGAUCCCUCCAAUGCUGGAAAACCUGUUCGAGGGAUAUGCCAAUUGCACCGACCUCACAUUCGUGAAGUACAUGGGUCGCAAGCAAGAGGCGUAUGAAGAUGGCACCAUCGAGGAGCUCGGAUACGGAGCCUUGAUGAAGAUGGCUAUCGAGAAGUACAAGAUCUUGGUCGACAAGAAGGUGUGGCUCAGGAAAACUGAAGAGCAACUCGAGAUCAUGACCUUAAAGGCCGAGAUUGGCCAGCUCAAACAGUUCCCGAAGCAACAGAAGGCCAAGUCCAGCACUGACACUGAAAAGAAAUCGGCAAAGCAAUCCAAAGACGCCGACAAAUAUGCCUGGAAGCAGGUAGCUCCCAAGACAGGAGAACCAAAGGAGAAGACUGUGGGAGGAAAGGAGUACAUCUUCUGCCCUCAUCACCACACCACCAAGUGGGUGCUCAAGGUCAAUGACAAGGGUAUCGUCCAUCGCACGGGAUGCACCAAGAUGAAGGAAGCCCGUGCCGAUGCUGCAGGAGCAAGUGAUGCCGGUAGUGAAGCGGCAGCCCUGGCCAACGCCUUUGAACAAGAACAAGAUGAAGAGGCAAUCGAGGAUGAGGAAGUCUGAUGGUGGCGGAGUAGAGUCUCAAUCGCCAUCACAAUACUUUGUAAUCACUAUAGUGACCACUGUGUGUUCGCGU